Messenger RNA from Didymodactylos carnosus, 1200 nucleotides. The record is from the annotation of a GenBank genome assembly. Lineage: Eukaryota; Metazoa; Rotifera; Eurotatoria; Philodinida; Philodinidae.
AUGAGCCGCUAUAAAUCAACGAAUAGUUCAGUUAAAAGUCAUUUAUCAUCGGGUAGUCUACCAAAAGAAGAAGUAAAUAUUGUUUUGGUGGGACAAGCAAAUGUUGGAAAAAGUGCACUUGUUGUGAAAUAUUUAACAAAGCGAUUUAUCUGUGAAUAUGAUCCAUUUCUAGAAGACACAUAUUGGAAGCCCGACACUGUAGAUCAACAAGAUGUACUUGUCAAAGUCAUGGACACAUAUGGGAAAGAUGACAAACGACUACCUUACUAUUUAAAGUGGGCUGAUGCCGUGUUAAUUACAUAUAGUAUAACACAACAGGAUAGUUUUGAAAUGGCUUUAUCUUAUCUGGAUAAUAUUCAUGAAUAUUCGAAAAGCAUUAGUCUGUCGUCAAACGAACUUGUUAUUACUCUAAUCGGCAAUAAACUCGAUCUUGAACGAAACAGAAUCAUUGCUAAAGCUGACGGCGAAACAACAGCAUCAAAAUUUAACUGUGCAUUUAUUGAAACAACAGCAGCUGAUGACUAUGAAUACGUGCAAAAUUUAUUUCACCGAACAGUUAGAGAAGUGCGGAAAGAACGUGAAAGAGCGAAUAAUGUUACAAUAUCGUCGAUUCAAUCGUUACCAACGACGUUUUGUCCUAUAGAAGAAGAAGAAAAAGCUUUACCACUUCCAUUAGCUGCAAAUGUACCUACUGAUCCUUUGUCGUCCUCGUCCUCAUCUAGCUCGUCAACUCUGUUUAAUCCUCUAAAUAAUGGUCAGAGUAUUAUAUCAUCAUCGCCCCAAACGAGUACGAUGACAGCAUCUUUUGGUCAACGGCCAUCGUCCAACGUAAAUUCCAAUUCAACUAGUAGUGGAGGAACAAUACCAACUAAUAAUUCAAACACUAAUAUGAUUCCCAACAAUUCUCCACCAAUAGCACGCAGCAUACCAUCUGCCAGUAUAUCUUCAGUUACAUCAUCUAUUGUUCCAGCAUCAACAACUGCCUCCCAAAAAAGUAAUUCAUCAGCCAUUUCAACUGCCUCAACAACAACAGCAACAAAUCCAGCGACAACGCGUCGAACAAAAUCGCCGAAACUACAAACUGACUCACAAGCAUCAACAACAACAUCAGCAUCAUCUAGUCAGAAAGAUAAUCACCAUUCAUCAACGCCGAAACGACCCCCGUCAAAAGUGCCGUUUUUACAGAAAAUUUUCAAAUAG